Cryptosporidium muris RN66 is the source of this 1209-nucleotide messenger RNA. Its product is annotated as zinc finger, CCCH type domain-containing protein. The record is from RefSeq and is a predicted model, not a curated record. The transcript has a single exon. The coding region runs from base 1 to 1209 and encodes 402 amino acids. Lineage: Eukaryota; Apicomplexa; Conoidasida; Eucoccidiorida; Cryptosporidiidae. Gene Ontology annotation, molecular function: metal ion binding.
AUGGCUAACUCUUUGCUUAGCGAGGAGGAGUUGACGAGAUUUCGCACUAAACCUUGUCGUAGGAGUCGAAAAGAGGGAUGUGACUUCGGUCCUUAUCGUUGCCAAUACUCCCAUAAUAUCUUUUGGCCACGGAGGUGUCCAUUUUAUCUGUCUGAUCCAAUGGCUCUAAGAUAUCUACCUGAUCUUUGUCCUGAUGUUAUUAUCAAGAAUGAGGAGACUGGAGCUAUUGAAAGUACUUGCAAUAGAGGUGGUUAUUGUCCCUUUGCUCAUUCUAUGGAGGAAAUAAUUUAUCAUCCUUUAUGUUAUAAGACUGAGCUUUGCGAUGAUUUUCAAAAGGGGGAAUGUAAAACUUAUUACUGUCACUUAAUUCAUGGUUUAGCUGAGAAAAGGCCUGAAAAGAAUUAUACAUUACCGUAUACUCGUGGAAUAAAGGUAAGAAUAUAUCCUAAUGUGAGUCUUGUUGAUAAGCCUGCUUCUUCUGAUAAUGGACGCAUAGUGCAAAUUGCAAAUGAUAGUAAUCAAGUUAAAUCCCCACUAAGUGAAGACCAGACUGUAACAAAGAAAUCAAAAUGGUCUUUAACUGGGAUACAGGAAAUAGCAAUUACUAAUUCGGGAGUUAAUGAAGGAAUACAAUCUAACAAAAGUAUGAGUACAGCCUCCUCUCCAGGACUUUUUUGUUUUAAUUCAUGGUUUGGAAAUCCUAAAGGAACUGAACAAUCUUCAAGUAUAAAUAUGAAUUGGUCAGAUUUUUCUACAGGGUUGUAUUCUCAAGAUUUGAAUGAUCCAUGUGAAGAACUCAAGAGUCUUAAUUUUAAGUGGCAAAGUAUGUUAGAAUCACCUGAAUCAUAUAUUAAUUAUGUGGAUUUAACAAAUCCUAAGUACUGGGAGGAGAUAUUUACUCAAUUAUCUACAAUAUUCGAUGUCGUUAACAGAAUUAAAGUAACAUAUUGUCAGGACUCACUUUGCGAGUUACCAAGUGUUAGUAGAGACCCGGAAACUUCCGGCAGCUCAAUAAAUUCCGAUGAAUUAUUUUGCAUAAAGGACUUUCCUAACAACACAAGUUCCAAUUUGUCUUCUUUGUUUGAACAAAUUGAUAUGAUUUCAUUAAAAUCUGAUAUUGCAGCUAGAAAUGGGAAUUCUCGUUACUCAUCUUCAAUACUAAAUGAUGAGGAUGAAGUAUCUAGGGUUCAACCACAGAUAAAUUUCUAG